UCUAGUGGCGCAAACAUCUUUUAACAUAUUCUCAUUUUUGUUGCUUUAUACAUUUGAAAUCUACCAAUUAGAAACUUUACUGAUCGAAUUUAUAGUGCUGAUUCGAAGUAAAAGUGACCGCAACGAGCGACAACUUGACGAUGACGUUGGUGGUACUCGCGCUGUCGCUGGCCUGCGCGGGCUUCGGUCUGACCGUCGCUCAAAUGGAGCCGAUACCCCUCUUGCCUGACUUGGGGUCGGGAGACAAGACAUGUGGAGCAAGCCCCUCUGCCGGACAAUCUCAAACGAAGGGCAUCUUCCGGACCCUGGAGCUGGCCUCCGCCUCGGGAGCUCCCGUGGUUUAUGAACUUGAAUUUUACCCAACCGACGCCGAACUUAAUACUCCUCGGUACAUUUAUUCUUUCGAUGCUGCAUUUCCCGAACCAAUCGCCACAAUUGAUGCCGCGAAAUUCGAGGACUGCGCUAGAAAGGCAGCACUGGCAGACGUGGCAGGCUUCGUGUUCGAAGAUACAAGCUGCUAUGAGUUACCUAAGCCGAGGGCGAGCCUAUGUGCAUGUACCGGCUCAGGACACGGUAAACAGUUCCCCACGGGAAUGUACUUCAAACAGCAGUACCUCCAGACUGGUGAUACCGACCCUCUUAUCGAUGACCCUAGAACGAUGAAUGUUUCCUAUAAUGAAGCACGUCUGAUGAAAAUCAAGAAUGACUUGUCGCAAGAUAUUCCUUUCAAAAGUUUUGGAAUGGCUUUGCCUUCAGAAGACAUCAGCCAAGCAAACGUCGUCGUGUACAAUGCGAUGGGCGAUAGGCGUUAUUUCCUUAGCGCAGCCGUUGACCUGGAGUCCUGCAUCACCUCGGCUCCCUGUGGCGACAUGGCGCUCAUACCUUACCAGCUCACUUCGCCCCCGCCCUUAGUCCUACUCAAGAACUGCGGCCAGACGAUCACACUCCCUAACCCCGGCGAGUUCGGGGUUUACAUCUUGUCUCAUCCUGGGCUCGGGUGUCAGUAUUUCCCCAACGAGGCUGUGACCGACUGCUCUGUGAAAUUCACGCACACGCCGGACCUCGGUGGAAUCUUCAUUAUCGUCUUUGACCCGUCGACUGACUUCAAAGGGGACGACGGGUGUGACGGGUACAGUGUUGAGGUGGAGACUGUGGGAUGGGGGAGCAUCCCCAAGUUCAACUACUGCAACGACACCACCAGUGUUAAAGAGGCCUAUUUCACGGAAGAGCUCACCAUCACCCUGAAGGGCUCAUCGACUAAUAUGAGAAAGAAAAUUGGAUUCGUCUUCCUCAUCAAAUACGAAGAAUGUUGUUAAGAAGAAAGGCAUUAUUUCGCUGUCUUCGACGGUCAAAAUUUAUGCGUAGGUGCCGGUUCCCAUUAAGUCGCCCUGCUAUCGGCAUAGUCGUCAGUAUCCUUUAGGUCACCCUUCCAGCAGCAUAAGUUUCAGGUCCCCUGUAGUCACACUGCCAUCAGAGUAAUAUUGUCGGUUCCCCUUAAUUCACACUGUCAUGAGCGUAGGUAUCAGUUCCCAUUAAGUUACCCUGCCAUAUGAGUAAUUGUCACUUCCCCUUAAAUCACACUGUCAUCAGCCUAGUUGUCAAUUCCCUUAACUUACAGCGCCUUCAGCGUAGAUGGAAGUUCUUUUUCGGUUACCCUGCCAUCAGCGUAGGUGACAGUUCCCUUAACUCACAGCGCCAUCAGCGUAGGUGUCAUGCAGUUCCCCUCAAUUCACCCCAAACGCAAUUUCCGCCGUAACUUUGCCGGGGUUGCGAGCGAAGUAUUUCCGACUGAUAGAUAAACCCACGAAAGCGCCCAUAUUCAUGCACUAGUUCCUCUUUUAUGUUUUGCUAUUGUCAAGUCUCGCGUGAUAUUCAAUGAUUUUUCAAUGCUGCUUUAAUGUUUUUGCCUUGAGAUUGCACUGUGCUCUGAGUGACUUACACGUGAUACCAUUAUGUUGUGUGUCAUUUUAUUUUAAAACCUUUGUUCAAUCAUAAGAAAGGUAAAUUUAAACCAUACAAACCACCGAUGAUCAUACUUCAAGUGGACAACGUCUCUCCUGUGAGUAUGCGUAUAAAUUUUAUAAAUGAAGGUAUGUUCUUGGAGAGACAUGGUGAUAAGAAAUAAUAGCUUUGGAAGAGUUUAAUGGCUUUAGAAAGAUGUCCUGUACAGUUGCUCCUUGAAGACUUUUAAAAACGGUAACACGAGUCAUCGUAGAGCUUUGCAAUCCUCUGCAAUAAUCAGUACACGCUGUAUAGUUGCAAUCAUGCUCCGAGGUAUCGUUAUGUUCUGCGACUCCCUGAAGUGAUUAGUGCACGCCUUAUACUAGUUGCGAACUUAGCUCACUAGUGUCCUUAAGUAUAAUGGCUUCCUGAAGGACGUACGUGUGUCUGCCCGAGUUGAUGUUCCACCAACUCGUUGAGAUGUACAACGAGCCAGGUUAAAAAGACCACGCAUGUUGCCGCAUUUAGAAUCGUACAGUCUCCGUGAUCCUUCUCAGCUUACGGAAAUCGAAACAAUUUUGCAUAAACCGGUAUUUAUUUUUCAUUAAACAAUUUCGAGAGUUCCGAGCUGACGUAUUCGGUUAAAUGGUUUUCGUAAUAUCUCAUUUCUGAGUUAUCAAGCAGCUGUUGUUGCGCGAAAGGUAUUCGAAACUGCUUCAUAUACACGAUGGCAUUCAGGUAAGCGUCCUUUAAAUCGUGUUUCAUCAAAUGCAGUAAACCUAAAAGUAUAGAUAGACAGCAGGCGUCAAGGUGUCACCUGUCGCUGCCGUUCUUAUAGGUCUGCAAUCUUCGCCGAUGUCGUUGCAAUUCUAUCAAGACCCUCCAUUCUCAGAACAUGUGCUUCUUCUUGUCUAAGUAUGCCAGUGAAUUUUUUCAUGUUAAAUUUUUCAGAAAAUUUA
Hyalella azteca is the source of this 2900-nucleotide messenger RNA. RefSeq lists its product as uncharacterized. Bases 141 to 1316 code for a protein of 391 amino acids. Lineage: Eukaryota; Metazoa; Arthropoda; Malacostraca; Amphipoda; Hyalellidae. The record is from RefSeq and is a predicted model, not a curated record. The transcript has 10 exons.